Diabrotica balteata is the source of this 267-nucleotide messenger RNA. NCBI's taxonomy places the organism in Eukaryota, Metazoa, Arthropoda, Insecta, Coleoptera, Chrysomelidae. The record is from the annotation of a GenBank genome assembly.
AUGUAUGACAUUUUGGAGGAAUUUUCGAUGCUUUCAGAGGCUUUACAAAACAGAGAUACUACUGUUGUUUAUGCUGAUAAAUUGAUCAGAAGAAGAAUUGGAUUUUUUAAAACUUUGAAAGAAAAGCCUGAAAACAAGAGCCUUGAGGCUUACAUUGUUGAGAAGGGCGGUAAUUUUAACAAUGUCCCUAUUACAAAAAUGUCCGCCAAAAAUUGCGACCAUCAACCACAAACAACUGAUAACAAGUGUAAUAAACAACUUAACUAG